Molecule: messenger RNA, 1905 nt
Organism: Lodderomyces orthopsilosis Co 90-125
Lineage: Eukaryota; Fungi; Ascomycota; Pichiomycetes; Serinales; Debaryomycetaceae
Product: Plb2 phospholipase B
Exons: 1
Coding region: 1-1905 (634 amino acids)
Biological process (GO): glycerophospholipid catabolic process
Cellular component (GO): intracellular membrane-bounded organelle; cytosol; extracellular region
Molecular function (GO): A2-type glycerophospholipase activity
Source: RefSeq, a predicted model, not a curated record
AUGACAGUUCUCCAAUGUAAAUUUCGACAAGUACUCCCUCCAUUCACUUUUCCCCAAAGUUUUGCAAAUCAAACAAUUGCGAUGUUGGUUUUGUUUUCAUUUUUAAAUCUAAUUCUUGCAUCCUCGUCGCAUGGAUAUGCCCCAGUUGCAGUUUCAUGUCCAAGUGGCCAAUUGACUCGGUCAUCCCUCUCAGGUAUUAACCCCGAGGAAAAGAAAUAUGUGGAUAAUAGAUAUACCAGUGUUGCCAAACCAAAUUUGAAGGCUUUCCUUUCAGGUGCUAAUUUAACUGAUUUUGACAUAGAUUCGUUUCUCGACAAGGCGAACCCAACCAUUGGUAUUACUUUUUCAGGUGGUGGUUACAGAGCACAGCUUAGUGGUGCCGGUCAAUACGCUGCUUUGGACUCUAGAACCAAUGUUGUAAAUGGAAAAGGCUUGGGAGGUGUAUUGCAGUCUGCUAGUUACAUUUCAGGUCUUUCGGGCGGGGCAUGGUUGGUUGGAUCAUUGGUUAGCAACAACUUGAUAUCCAUUGAUGAAUUAAUAAACCAAAAUACCCUUUGGCAGUUGCAGAAUUCAUUGAUAGCCAACGGGAAUAAUAUUCCCAGUAAUUGGGAUUAUUGGACACUGAUAAAUGACGAAGUCAAGGGAAAAAGAGAGGCCGGAUUUGACGUUAGUGUCACCGAUGUAUGGGCCUGGGCCUUGAGCUAUCAAUUACUCACGAAUUCAAAUUAUGCUGGUGCUGAAUAUACCUUUAGUGACGUAAUUGACCAGCCUAGCUAUCAACACUAUCAAGUACCUUAUCCAAUACUUGUUUCGGUUGGUAGGGAGCCUGGAACUUCUGUGAUCAAUGUCAACAGUACCGUUUUUUCCCUUACUUCUUAUGAGGUUGGUAGUGAGGACCCUUCUUUAGAGGCAUUUGUCCAAACAAAGUAUCUCGGAACACGCUUAGAUGAUGGGUAUCCCAAAAACCGUUCUUGUAUUAAUGGAUUUGAUAAUGCUGGAUUUUUCAUGGGUACAUCUUCCUCAUUGUUCAAUGGCGCUGUACGUCGAUUGAAUGCAACCCAGCUUCCAGAAUUUUUAGGGAAAUUGUUAGAUAAGUUCAUUUAUGAGCCCUUCGAAAGGUUAGAUAUUGAUGUUGCUAAUUUCAAUCCUAAUCCAUUUUACAAGAGUCAGGAUGCAAAAACAUCAAUUGAAAAAAGUGAAACCUUGUACUUAGUGGAUGGAGCUGAAGACGGUCAACAAGUACCUCUAGUUCCUCUAGUUCGUCGUAACUUGAGCGUGAUAUUUGCAUUUGACAACUCAAACGACUACUUGACGUGGCCAGACGGAACGAGUUUGAUCAAGACAUACGAACGUCAAUUUUCAGCACAAGGAAAAGGAUCCCCGUUCCCGUAUGUCCCAGAUCAAAAGACGUUUAGAAGUUUAAAUUUGACUUCAAAGCCAACGUUCUUUGGCUGCAAUGCAAAGAAUUUAACCUCCUUGACGUCUGAUAUCUACAACGUGCCUUUGGUGAUUUAUACUGCCAAUCGUCCAUAUACGUAUUGGUCCAACACGUCUACUUUUAGGUUGGAAUACUCAUUGGAAGAGCGUAAUAACAUGAUCUCAAACGGAUUUGCAGCAACAACCAGAUUGAAUGGAACGUUAGAUGAAGAAUGGGAUGCAUGUGUGGGGUGUGCAAUAAUCAGACGUGAACAAGAGAAGAUGGGUCUUGAGCAAACUAAGCAAUGUAGUCUCUGUUUUGAGAGAUACUGUUGGGACGGUACUAUCUAUGAAGGAGAAUCAAUUGGGGACAAUUUUGACGACAACGGCUUGACUCUUGAUGCUACUUACUACAACUCAAAGAAUGUCCCUGGAUUUUAUGAAACGGGUGCUAAUCUCAAGCGGGAUGAGGCUGUGGAGGCGAAUUAG